AUCGAACCUUCCAACCAGCGAGCCAGGGCUCCUGCUCUCUCGUCAGCUCUGAAAGGCGCUUUCCUGCUUCAUGCAGACAACACUCACUUCAGGAGCUCAGCUCUGCGGUCUUCCGUGACUUCAUCGACUCCUUUUCAAGCUUUCUCAGGAGCAGCGGUCCUCACUUUUCAGCACUCACAACAGCGGUAGUUUCUGCCUAGUUUUGUGUUUGUUCAGGUGUGUCUGUUUCUGCAUAGGCGUUUGGCGCAGCUUUUGGUUGACGUAGAUACACUUCUACCGGGAUGGCCUUGACUCGCGUGGCCCUGAACACUACCUCGCUCCAGCUCGCAGCAUCGCCCCUCGUGAGCUGCCAGUCACGGCAGUCCCCUGCUGGUUCCGCUCUGUUCCCGCUUGGCCCCUCCAGAGCUUCCAUCAAACAGCCACUUGCUGCCAGGGCCUCCACAGCUCCUCACUGUUCUUCCUUCUUUGGUAGCUCCCUCCCCCUCCAUUCCGCAGUUCAUGCACCUGCUCGCAAGGCGCACAGGAGAAUUUCAGCAGAGGCGGCAGGGCCAUCUUCGCCAGAUGGGGCUUUGCCAGAUGGAGGGGAGUCUGCACCAGAGGCAGGCCACACGUUGGCCCCCCUCCGACCAUCUUCUCCCACGGGCGAGUUCCUCAUUAAGAUGCUGGAGGAUUAUCCGCAUCUGUUCCCUUCUGCAGCAGACCAACAACUGGAGAGAUUAGCCUCAGAAAAGCAAGAGGCGGAUAGCAAGGCCAAUGCGACGGGGUCAGAGCUGGUGCUGUAUGAGCGCAUCAACCAGCUGAAGGCCACUGAACGGUCCAAGGCCGUUGAGGACAUUAUUUACGCGCUCGUGGUCCAGCGCUUCAACGAGUCGGGGGCGUCGCUUGUUUGCAAAGUUGCCACCCUCGCUGAGACCAGCGGACGCACCGCUGACGUCGGCCCUCUUGCGUUCGACGCCCUCAAGUCCGUGCACUCCCCAGAUGCGCUGGAGAUGUGCCAGGAGCACUUGACUGUCGUUCUUGGCGCAGGGCAGUCGGCCUACGUUGAUGAAAGCACGGCGGUGCAGAUUAGCAAGCUGCGCAUGGGGCAGGUUUACGCGGCCUCGGUUAUGUACGGUUACUUCUUGCGGCGGGUGGAUAAGCGGUUCCAGCUCGAGAAGACGAUGAAGGGCGCAAUGGGGAUGUUGGGAUUCAACCCCCUCGAAGCGGUGGAUGCUGAAACUGGGGAGGAGGUGAAGGCUUCGGAGGAGGCAGAGAGUUUGGCAGCCGAGGCAGCGGCAGCGGCCGCACGCAUGGCCCGGGGGGCGACAGACAUGGGGCAUGAGGCGUCUGACGAGCAGCGCAUGGGGUUGAACCGGUUACGGAGGAACCAGGAGCGGGUGGCGGAGGAGCGGCGGUCAAAGCUGGCGCUGCGGAAGUAUGUCUUGAGUUUUGACCAGGAGACGUUGCAGCAGGUGGCUAGAAUUCGGACGCGGGAGACAUUGAACGUGAUUGAGAAGCACGUUGAGGCGUUGUUUGGAAAGCCGGAGAUUAUGGUGGGCGAGGGGGGUGUGGUUGGUCUGGUGAUUCCCAAGGAUGAUGCGGUGAAGGUUAGCUUUGCGGGGUUGAGGAAGGUGGUUCUUGAGGCGCUUACGUUUGGCACGCACUUGUGGGAUGUGGAGAGCUAUAUUGAGGAGCAGUAUAACUUGGUAGCUGCCUAAGUGUUCGGUGUUGCUCAAGGGAAAUAUAGGAAAUGAUGAAAGCCGUUGGAAGUUUAUAGAAGGAAACGUUUGACACUGAUAUUAGCAACUGUUCUUGUAUAUUCUUGUAAGUGGUAGAGACCUUUGUCAAAGGGCAUCAAGCCUUGUCGUGCACAAACCCCUGUACAAAGGUGUUGUUUAAUCUCGGAUUCCAAUCCAAGUCCAAAAGGAUCCAGAAAGGCUGGAAAGCUCUUGAUUUGUGUAUUACCUCAGUGUCAAACUGGUCUUGCGCAUCA
This is a messenger RNA of Klebsormidium nitens, 1972 nucleotides long. The record is from the annotation of a GenBank genome assembly. Lineage: Eukaryota; Viridiplantae; Streptophyta; Klebsormidiophyceae; Klebsormidiales; Klebsormidiaceae.